GGUUCGGUGAGCGAGCGGAUUUUUUGUUAUGCGAUGUCAAACUACUCAUUGGUGCACCCAUCGAUGGCCUAUUACUUAGGCUAUCGCGUCUUUUCGCGUUGGCCUCGCAUCUUCAUGGCGAUAGUUUGAACAUUCACCCAAGGGGUCGAUUGCUGGCAUCCGUCUUGCAACGCCGUCCAGUCGAUCUUGCGCAGAAGUCCAUCAGCCGCUCUCGCGACAGCUGUCGGCGAUGGCAUGUUUCAGUACCUGGCGUCUUCACCAACCAUCAUUCGGCCAUAUGCGAUACGGCACGCAGUGCAGGCGAAGUACUAAUAAAUCGUCAUCCUGCAUGCUUGAACGGGGCUAGCAGGCUCAAAGCACACCGCCGGAGUUGAUCAGUUGAACACCACUGGAAGCGCCGAUACAGCACAGCAGUCAGGAUGCGUUGACUCUGUCAAUGAUAUUACCCAUAGCACCAAUGGCAGCGACCUCCGACGCGACUUAGGAUAAUGCCGAUCCUCGGGCUGCGAUACGAAUUGCGCCCACUCUACUUACCAAUGGCGCUGCUAUGGUGGUCGCCAUUGGUGCAAUGAAGCAGGAUACCGUCUGCCUU
This is a messenger RNA of Fomitopsis serialis, 592 nucleotides long. RefSeq lists its product as uncharacterized. NCBI's taxonomy places the organism in Eukaryota, Fungi, Basidiomycota, Agaricomycetes, Polyporales, Fomitopsidaceae. The annotation marks the transcript as partial. The record is from RefSeq and is a predicted model, not a curated record. The transcript is spliced from 5 exons.